AUGGAAAAGCCAAUUCUCAUUGAAUCCUUUCAACUUUUAUUCCCAAAACUUCACAGAGCUUAUCACGAAGCAAAACGGGAUCUUCAACUAGCUGAGACAUUUGAAGAGCAUGAGGUGACACCAUCACAUAAUCAUUACAUAGUUCCACCACCAGCGCAAUUACCAUAUCUGAACAGCUAUUCAAGUUAUUCAUCUCUUCCAAUGACACAUCGAAGCAUCCACAAGAGAUUCUUGACAGAUGAGAUUGAUGCAACUUUGGUGAACUCACUGCGACUCAUGGAUUUGGAAUUAAGAAGAAAAUAUCAAAGAACUGGUCAGAAGCUAGACGGACUUUGUGAAGAUCGAUUUUUCUGUGAUUUUGCAUUGAAGGGAAGAAACGUAAAUUCGGGUGCUUUGAAUAAAAUGCUUUUCAACAUUGCUUUAGUAACACCAGAAGAACAAGCCGACAAAAGUGGCUUAGGAAAAAUCUUUAAAGCAGUCAAACGUCUGAAUUGCGAUGUCUUCAAAUGUGACAAGAAAUUAUGA
Molecule: messenger RNA, 525 nt
Organism: Clunio marinus
Lineage: Eukaryota; Metazoa; Arthropoda; Insecta; Diptera; Chironomidae
Source: the annotation of a GenBank genome assembly